UAUCGAACGGGUAGUAUUUAAGGCUUUGGCUGCAGCGUAAGUUAUAAACUAAAAAUUCAAAACUUGAUAGACAAACUUACGCGACGCUUCUUAAUAUUUGACGUUUAAAAUGUUUUUGAUAAAAUCGUUUUCCGCAACGCUUUUUCUAUGCUUCAUCUUAGCAGGAAACACAAAAGCUGAUUUCGAUCCGAAUCUCAUAUGUGAACUACUGCCUGACAACACAAAAAUAAGAGAUCCACGUGCCUGUAACGCUUGGAUAGAGUGCACAAAUAAUGAAGCUGUUAGUGGUACUUGUGAUGGUGAGCUUUUCUAUGAUCGUGAGACUGAAGAAUGCGUUUCACCCGACAGUAUAAAAUGCAUAUCUAGUAAUCCCUGUGCUGCAACAGCUGGCACUGAUGGUUUCGUAGCAGAUCCCUAUUCCUGUAACGGCUACUAUUAUUGUAGUGCAGGAAAUGCAGCACAUGGAGAGUGCUCAUCUGGUAUGAAUUUCAAUCCAGGCACGCAAGAUUGUAUACGUAAUUUUCCCUGCCCUGCCAAAUUAAAUCCGGACAGUUAUUGUAAUAUUGUGCCUGAUGGUGUUUUUAUUAAGAACUCUACCGAUUGCAUUGGCUGGCAAAUGUGCUGGCAAGGUGUAGUUAUUAAUGGCACUUGCCCUGAUUACUUUUAUUUCAAUCGGCUAACCAGCAAAUGUGAUUAUCCACAAAAUGUUGACUGUAUACAACCAACAACGGAACCACCAACAAUGCCUGCUGGGGAAUCCUGCACAAAUAUUAAUGAUUUCAUCUCAGAUGGUUACUCAUGUAAUGGUUACUUUUUGUGUCGUUCCUUAAAAGCAGGAACUACUGACGACUACGACUUAGUACAUGGUGUUUGUGAUAAUGGACGGUUCUUUAGCCCUGAAAAUGGUGGUGCUUGUGUUAAUCGAACACAGAUCUAUUGUCCUUACAAUCGUUGUGUUGAUAUUGGCUAUGGAGGUAUUAAGCUGGUUAAUGAGUCGAGCGAUGAUUGCACUGGAUUUGCUUUAUGCCAAAAUGGUGAACAAAUCAGUGCUGGUACUUGUCCCGAUGGUGAAUAUUUCAAUGAAGUGACUCAGCUUUGUACAACAGAAGUUAUAUCUUUUCCGGCAUGCGCGUUAUCUGCGGAAGAAACAACAACAGAGCCAACAACAAUAGUCACUGAAUAAAUUUU
Teleopsis dalmanni is the source of this 1188-nucleotide messenger RNA. RefSeq names its product peritrophin-48-like. The coding region runs from base 110 to 1183 and encodes 357 amino acids. Gene Ontology annotation, cellular component: extracellular region. The record is from RefSeq and is a predicted model, not a curated record. Gene Ontology annotation, molecular function: chitin binding. The transcript has 2 exons. NCBI's taxonomy places the organism in Eukaryota, Metazoa, Arthropoda, Insecta, Diptera, Diopsidae.